Molecule: messenger RNA, 2499 nt
Organism: Scleropages formosus (Asian bonytongue)
Lineage: Eukaryota; Metazoa; Chordata; Actinopteri; Osteoglossiformes; Osteoglossidae
Gene: pank2
Product: pantothenate kinase 2
Exons: 7
Coding region: 97-1365 (422 amino acids)
Biological process (GO): coenzyme A biosynthetic process
Cellular component (GO): nucleus; cytosol
Molecular function (GO): pantothenate kinase activity; ATP binding
Source: RefSeq, a predicted model, not a curated record
GGAGAAUGUAAACACACCCGCUAUGUAAUGACACCCGAGUUUGGGUGAAAACUGGUUCGUUUUUAAGUGAGGUUAAAUGUAUCCAGGGCGAUUUCGAUGAAGCAGAAAGAUUACCACUGUGAGAAUGGCGGAGCGACAAAGACGGAGCUGGAGGAAGCGCGGGAGAGGGAGGCCACGGCCAGUCCCGCGUCAGGCUCGAGCAUGAUGACCAGCGCCGGUCGAGCGUCCAGCUCCAACGCCAGGCGAACGGCCGAGCCCCCCGUAAAGAGCAGGCCGCCCUUUCCCUGGUUCGGAUUGGACAUUGGGGGCACCCUGGUGAAACUGGUCUACUUUGAGCCAAAAGACAUCACAGCAGAGGAGGAGCAGGAAGAGGUUGAGAACCUUAAGAGCAUCCGCAAGUACUUGACAUCUAACGUGGCCUACGGCUCGACAGGAAUUCGCGAUGUUCAUCUGGAGCUGAAGGAGCUCACACUGUGUGGCCGCACUGGCAACCUACACUUCAUCCGCUUCCCUACACAGGACAUGCAUGCCUUUCUGCAGAUGGUGCGCCAGAAGCACUUCUCCAGCUUGCACACCACGUUGUGUGCCACUGGUGGUGGAGCCUACAAGUUUGAGCCUGACUUCCGCAUGAUGGCCAACCUGCAACUACUGAAGCUGGAUGAGUUGGACUGCCUUGUUCGGGGCAUCCUAUAUAUCGACUCGGUGAAGUCCAAUGGGCCCUCAGAGUGCUACUACUUUGAGAACCCAUCAGAUCCCGAGCAUUGUAUCCAGAAGCCGUACAGACUCGAGAACCCAUACCCACUUCUCUUGGUCAACAUUGGUUCUGGGGUCAGCAUUCUUGCUGUUUAUUCUGAAGACAACUACAGACGAGUCACAGGGACAAGCUUAGGUGGCGGGACCUUCCUGGGCCUCUGUUGCUUGUUGACGGGCUGCUCUACCUUCGAGGAAGCGUUGGACAUGGCCUCAAGAGGCGAGAGCACGCGAGUGGACAAGCUGGUGAGGGACAUCUACGGUGGAGACUAUGAAAGAUUUGGCCUCCCAGGCUGGGCUGUGGCCUCCAGCUUUGGUAACAUGAUGUGCAAAGCGAAGCAGGAGUCUGUCUCCAAGGAGGACCUAGCGAGGGCCACACUGGUCACCAUCACCAAUAACAUUGGGUCCAUUACAAGGAUGUGUGCACUGAAUGAGAAUAUUGAGAGGGUGGUGUUCGUGGGGAACUUCCUGCGAGUUAAUACCCUCUCUAUGAAACUCCUUGCCUAUGCCAUGGAAUACUGGUCCAAAGGUCAACUGAAAGCACUUUUCCUUCAGCACGAGGGCUAUUUUGGAGCAGUUGGGGCACUGCUGGAGCUGUUGAAUCCUUCCACAUAACUUGCCAUCGCAGUCAAGACUCACAGACCCAAGCAAGAGUUCAGACUGUUCUUUUCUUGUAUCGCCUUUUUUUAGAAUUUGUCAGUGCUUAAAGACACAAAAAUGUUGAAGAGGUGAAGCAGAGGGAAACAGGAACGGAAGUUUUUUUUGUGCACGAAUACUGCCUCGUCUUCUGUCAUUUGGGUUCCACCAUCUUUCAGUGGUCUGCUGUGAGUUUUUUUUUCUCUAAGUUCUUGCACAUGUGGAGCACGUCUUCCUCUCAGCGGCCAGUGUCAUUGCAGUAAUGCACUAGCUCUUCUGGACACCAACACAGCCAGGUUACGGAUUUUGAAAAUAAAAAUGUUUUCUAGCGUAUUUUUCGUAAAACUUUCUUCACUUAUAUAUUUUCUAAGGUUUCUGUUGGUAGUGGAGCAAAUGUGACUUGUUUACCGAGCGUUAUCAGUAAGAUGCACCUAAAGUGAAUAGGAGUGUGCGACAGCCUUAAUUUAACUCCCUUCCACAGUGUUUACAGCCACUGUCUGGUGCUGAUGAUCAUUAAUAAUGGGCAUUCAGUGAGAGUUUGUGGAGACUAAAUUUUUAUUUUUCAUUCAUUUUAAAUGAUAAUUUUAAUGUAGCUCAAAAUUAAUAAACCGUGAAAAGUCAUACUAGAUGUUUAUUAUACAGAUAUCUAAGGUUUGUAAUGGAACCUUUUCUGUAAAUAAAAUCAGAGACUCUACUAAACUGUUUUGAUUCUGAUUUAAGAGUGGCUUUGGCAUUAUGAACAAAAGAAAUUACGAACACAUUUCUGACCCCAAUUCUGUCGAUCAGUUGAGCGUGUAGCCAAUGUGUUCUUGCUUUGGUAUUGUUUGCACCUGCCACAUGGACUCAUUGAUGAUCCUUCAUCUGUCCCAUAGCAUGAUGAAUGUAAGCGCAAUAUUAAUGGUUAAUUGUGGUUCUCAUCAUCCUAGGAAGAAUUCACACAUUCACCGUGCAACAUACACCAAACAAUGAUAAUGAAACAAGUCCUCCAUUUGACUGAACACUCAACUAUUGUAAAUGACCUUUUUAGGGAAAAUAAAACCUCUGUUCUUCCGGUGCUGCUCGAUCUGUUCAGUUUUCCUUUUCAUUACUCCCAAGCUAUUUGGAAUGUUCUUG